This is a messenger RNA of Erpetoichthys calabaricus (reedfish), 2069 nucleotides long. RefSeq lists its product as uncharacterized. Lineage: Eukaryota; Metazoa; Chordata; Cladistia; Polypteriformes; Polypteridae. The coding region runs from base 63 to 2069 and encodes 668 amino acids. Gene Ontology annotation, cellular component: nucleus. The record is from RefSeq and is a predicted model, not a curated record. The transcript has a single exon.
GCCCAGCGGUGGCGCCCCCUGUUGUGCGGGUCGAGUCAACGCGAGAGCACAGCUGCGUUGCCAUGGCUACUGUAGCCGUUAUCAGCCCCGGCAGCCCGGAUGGAGGGUCACUUGAGCCCAGUGCAGGUAACGGAGCGGACAUGAGCAGGCCUUGUCUUCAGCGUGUCCUGAUCUCCAAAGUCCGCGGUGUGUUGAAGAUGUCCAAGAUCACCGCUCUGAAGCUGACCACUGACGGCAAGUUCAGGAGGUUCCUCAGGGAGCAGCGGCUCCGCCCGUUCUGUGACUUUAUUUUCGAGAGCGACUUCUUAGAGAUCACCGAAACCGGCCAGCUGUCCAGCAUUCUCGGGAGGCUGCAGGUGGUCACGGUGGGCAUCGCUUCCUCAGAGCCGGCGUUUCCUCUGCUGAACGCCAUGCUCAUCGCCAGGGCUGCCGUGGAAAAAGACGAGUAUGACGACGAGGAAGAGGAGGAGGAGGAGGAGGAGGAGGAUGAAUGGCGGCGCAAGAACAGAGACCGCCGGACGGCGCGCAUGGAGCUGCGGAGGCUCAUCCCGCUGGAGGCGGUCAGUCUGUCCGUCCUGAAGGAGGAGCAGCAGCAGCUGCGGGUGGAGCUCGUCACCGGGCGCGUGUACUACCUGCAGCUGCUGGCGCCCACCGGCCUCGAGAAGCUCGUCUUUGACCUGUGGAUCUCGUUCAUCAAGAAGCUGGAGAUGCCGAAGGUGGCCGACGAAACCCUGGGAGAGAUCGGCCGCCUGGCCGUCCGGUGCAGCGAGGACGAUCAGAAGACCCUGCACGCCUUCUGCGGGAACGUCAUCCUCGAGAACAACUUCGUGGAGGUCACCCGAAGCGGCCACUUCCACUCUCAGGCCGGCCUCUCGGUGGUCACCCUUCUGGUGGCUUCCACCAAUCCGUUCCUGCGCAUGCCCGAUAAGCUGCUCGUGGGCAGACCCGUGCCCAGGGUCUUGGGGGCGAAAGAGGACGGGCAUCUGCAUCGUGGACUGCGGCACCUGCAGUCCAAGUGCUCCACCGGUAAGGGGGGCUGGCACCACUUCACCGAGAUCACCCGCUGCCUGUCCCUCCGAGACGUCAAGCUGACGGUCCACAGCGAGGCGCUCCGACUCCUCCGCCUGGAGCUCCGCGCCGGCCCCGUCUACUACUUGCGGCUUCUGGUGGCCCCGGGCGCGGCCAAGGACGCGUUCGACCUGUGGGUGAAGCUGGCCGUCAAACUCCGGGAGAUGAGCCCCGAGGAGGAGAAGGCGAGACCCUGCGGGCAGAGCCUGGCCGAGAGGCUGCUGAGUUUGGACCUGGAGGACCCCCUGCACUCGCUCUGCGACAACGCCCUCCUAGAGAGCGACUUCGCCGAGGUCUGCGAGGACGGCAACGCGCUGACCACCCGAGCUGGGGUUCCGCAACUCACCGUCCUCGUCACCUCUAGCAACCCCUUCGUGCGGGUGCCCGACCUCAUCCUCGUGGGCAUCCCUUACGAUAGGCACCUGACCACUCUGACCAUGAAGAAGAAGAAGAUCGGCCACGCGACGUGCCCGGGUAGGAAGAGGUGCAAGCACUGGAACAUGGAGCUGACCAGGCGACUGCCCCUGAGCGAGGUCAGGCUGGCCGUGCACAGCGAGGAGCGCCAGCAGCUCAAAGUGGAGCUCCGCACCGGGCACACGCACCACCUGCGGCUGCUGGCGGCGGCCGGGAACGAGAAGGCUGUGUUCGAGCAGUGGGUCAGGCUGGUGUCCCGGCUCGGGGAAGGUGGGACGGCGCAGGAGCCCGAAGAUGACGAGUCGGUCUGCACCGAGGAGCCGGAGGAUAAACCCGUGUCUGAGGUGGAGCCUGAAGUGGACGUGGUGGAGGUGGAGGUGGAGGUGGAGCUGGAGAUGGAGCCGGGGGUGCGGGACGAGUGGGCGGAAGAGCAGGAGGAGCUGCCACCUCGGGGUCCGCGGGUGGUCCGAGCCCACGAGGACGUGGACAGACACCUGGACAAGAAGAAAGGCCUGCACAUCAAACUGGACGGCCUGCUGGAGCGGGUGGACUUGGCGUGUGACCUCGCACUGAAUGCCCUCGGUUAG